Messenger RNA from Solanum lycopersicum (tomato), 1540 nucleotides. RefSeq lists its product as uncharacterized. Gene Ontology annotation, cellular component: Fanconi anaemia nuclear complex. NCBI's taxonomy places the organism in Eukaryota, Viridiplantae, Streptophyta, Magnoliopsida, Solanales, Solanaceae. Gene Ontology annotation, biological process: interstrand cross-link repair. The record is from RefSeq and is a predicted model, not a curated record.
UAUUUAAAGGAACUAAUAUUAGAUUUUAUUUUAGACAAAAGAAAAAAUAAUUUCCUCAAGGCGGGAAAAUCAUAGUGUGGUGGAAGAUGGCGGGUUGGUCAUACCCAGAUGCUUCUCUGGAAGAUUUGGUGAAAAUGGUGAAAGGGUUCAUAGAUAUGGCCAUUCUCUCUUCUGGCUAUCAAUCAUCUGGUCGUCUUGCUCACUGGGAUUCACAUAACAUCAAAAAUGCGCUUCAAUGGGCUCUCUUUCUCCAGAAUGUGAUGAGGGACUUAAGUAGCUCAGAUGACUAUAAAAACUCUUUGGAGGAGCUUGAUGCAGCUUUAUGUGAAAUAAACUCUAAUCCAUAUCUCCCUCAGGGUCUAGCCCAUAUUUCUUCCAAGGAACUUAGCAAAGCGAGUGAAUUUAUGCUAGAACAUCUCAUCAGUGUCUUUCCACUGAGAGAUGAACACUUGAAAGCUUUACUUAAUGCAAGUGUUGAGAUGGAUUAUCACAUGCACCAGAAGGCAGAUAGUAGAUCUAUCAAUGACAUUUUCGAAAACUUGAUGUGUAGUACAUCUAAAAACGCUAUUCCUAAUGAGAAAAAGUUUCCAAGGGAGGAAUCUCUAAACUCAUUGCCAAAUUCUUCUCCAAGUGAACAAGCUGAUGAUUCAAUCAGAUGUGAGUUUUCUCUCUUCACUGCACAAGCGCUUGAAACGAGGCAACUAUCUGUUUCAUUGAUAUCUGCUGCAGAGACAGGGUUGAACAUUUUGUCUAGUGGCUUAAGAGAUCUGUAUGUGAGGGAGGAUGGCAAUGCUUUAGAUGUAAAAAUGAUGCAGACAACAAAUUUCAUGACUGAAGAAAGACCAAUUGAUUCUGCUGUCUGGAAUUCUUGGAAAUCAAGAAGCCUCUCAUAUUUUCUAGACAAGAGAACUAUUAGACUGGUCUCAGGUGCCAGCCUGCUGUUUUCUGCCCCUAAGAGCCAAUGGAUUCAAGUGUUUCAGAGGAUGGAUAUAUCAUCUCAACUUGAAGAGAGUUUGUGUGAAAUAGUUGAGCUCGGGUUACUAGCAUGUGUAGUGGAUAGAUGGACUUUUCUGAUUGACCGUUUGAUGUUGACCUCUUAUGAGUUUGUCACCACUUCGAGGCUAUACAAUGAGGUGCAUAACUUGGUCCAGAGAGGUUGUAGAGAGGAAACCAUCAACUCAAAGGAAAAAGGAAUUAUUGAGUACCUUGAAGUUUUCUUACACAAUCGGCUAUAUCUCUUGUGGGAACUAUCUCCAGUCCUAGCAGCAUUUGCAAUUCCUUCCUGGUCAAAUUUGUUCAGAAAAUAUCUGACAGAGCUUGACAGUCAAGUUACAGGAGACUUUUCAUUUACUAGAUCCGAUAGUAGUACUAAGGAAAGGAGGAAGUAUAGUGAAUGUGAUGUUGCUGAGAGAAUUUGGUGCCUUCAUGUUUGUCAUGUUGGUGGUUCUGAUGUAGAAUCUAGUUGAACUUGACAAUAUUUUUCUUGAAGGCAUAACUGGGUAGGGUGUAGGUCAAAAAUCUUGAUGAUGAGAAGUUCAAA